AUGAGUUUAGUUCAUCUUCACUCAUCAACAUGAAGCUGUGUUUGAUUCUCACCUGCGCUCUUCUUCUCUGCACAGAGGCUAAAGUUAAGCACAGAGAUCUCGGAUUAACCCUCUGUUCAGAGACGUUUGGAGAGUAUAUUUAUGGUCUUGAUGGAGAGGAGAAGGGGCAUGUUGAUUUCAAACUGAAGAAAGGAGUGAUGACGCUGCCGCAGUUCGCAGAUCCGGCCUCCUAUCCAGAAGGAGAAUAUGAGGCCGCUGCUGCUGAAGUAGGAAUCUGCAAGCAAAACUUAGCUGUCUGUAAAGAAGCUUACAAUGACCCCGCAGAACCAAAAGAUGCUCCUCAUAGUUCACUCUACUCUAAGUACAAAGUUCAGCUGGGCUCUGAAAACACCCUCAUCUGUCACAUCACUGGGUUCUACCCAGCACCCGUUGGAGUGUCCUGGACCAGGAACAAUGUAAACGUGACGGAUGAAGCCAGUCUGAGCAGAUAUUACCUUACUAAUGAUGGAGCCUUUAACUUGGUCUCUCGCCUGAGCUUCACUCCAGAGGAGGGAGAUAUCUACACCUGCACUGUGGAGCACGUAGCCCUGGAGAGACCUCAGACCAAAACAUGGAAUGUGAAGGUAGCUCUGCCCGGUGUGGGAGCGUCUGUGUUCUGUGGAGUGGGUCUGGCUGCAGGGCUGCUGGGAGUCGCUGUUGGAACUUUCUUCCUCGUCAAAGGAAACAACUGUAAAUAAGAGUAAAGACUGUAAAGAACAAACAUAAUGCAUUAGAGUAUGUUUAAAUUGUUUGGAAUAUUCUCAGAUUAUUUAGAUAAUUUUUUAUCAUUUUCUUUUACCAUUAAUUUUAUGAUUAUUCCUUUAAUAUAAGUUUUGUUUUCAAGCCUUCGGGUUGCAAUUUGUGUCUAUUGUAAACAAAAACUAAAACGAAUAAAACUGUUAUAUGUUUUAUACACAUACUGCAUCCACAUAUUGUGAUUACCUACAAAUUAUUAUGAGUUUAAUAAAGAAAACUAAGCAAUGGCAUAAUUUUAUUGGUUAGUGUUUAUUUACCUGCUUUUCUAUGAGCUUGUUUCUGAAAUGCAUUCUGUUGUGGUAAUAAAGCCAAGGAGUACUGUC
Messenger RNA from Astyanax mexicanus (Mexican tetra), 1118 nucleotides. Its product is annotated as H-2 class II histocompatibility antigen, A-U alpha chain-like. Gene Ontology annotation, molecular function: MHC class II protein complex binding. The coding region runs from base 30 to 737 and encodes 235 amino acids. Gene Ontology annotation, cellular component: MHC class II protein complex; membrane. The transcript has 4 exons. NCBI's taxonomy places the organism in Eukaryota, Metazoa, Chordata, Actinopteri, Characiformes, Acestrorhamphidae. Gene Ontology annotation, biological process: antigen processing and presentation of exogenous peptide antigen via MHC class II; immune response; immunoglobulin production involved in immunoglobulin-mediated immune response. The record is from RefSeq and is a predicted model, not a curated record.